Molecule: messenger RNA, 1233 nt
Organism: Ilex paraguariensis (yerba mate)
Lineage: Eukaryota; Viridiplantae; Streptophyta; Magnoliopsida; Aquifoliales; Aquifoliaceae
Source: the annotation of a GenBank genome assembly
AUGUCAAAUCUGUCAGUCCCUAAGGGCAGAGUUGUGGAGUUCGUGGAUGAUUUUGACACACAAAAUGGUGUCCAAACCAUCACUACUUCAACCCACAAACUUCAACUUAGCAGUAGUAAUCCUAGAAAACAAAGAACCACAGGCUCAAAGGUAGUUGAAGAACUUUAUGCAAUAAUGGAAGUUGUUGCAGACAGAGCUGAAAUGCAUAAGAACAUUGGUGAGCAACGAGAUAAUUGGAACCAUCUUCUUCUAACUUCCAUUAAUGGAAUGACUGUCACUGCGGCAACAAUGGCUGGACUAGCUGCAAUGUGUGGAGGAGAUGGAGCACCCUUUUUGGCUCUAAAGCUCUCUUCCUCUCUAUUAUAUGUAGCUUCCACCGCAGUUUUAAUGGUGAUGAGCAAGAUUCAACCGUCUCAGCUAGCAGAAGAACAAAGAAAUGCUUCGAGAUUAUGCAAACAGCUUCAUGGGGAGAUCAAAUCUAUCAUAGCUCUUCGAAAGCCUACGUCCACGGACGUGAAUGAUGCCAUAGAGAAGGUUCUGUCUCUAGAUAGAGCAUACCCACUUCCUUUGCUUGGUACAAUGCUCAAUAAGUUUCCUAAAAAAGUAGAGCCUGCUGUGUGGUGGCCAAAGCAUAUGGAGGAGCGUGAAAAACAAAGGAGGCCUGUUGGGAGGGUGGGCAAAAAUGGGUGGAGUGUAAAGCUUGAAGAAGAAAUGAGAGAGGUUAGUGCGGUUUUGAAGGAGAAAGACACUGCAGAGUAUUUGAAGCUAGGCAAAGUGGUGUUGAUGGUUAGCAAAGUGUUAGCCAUUAGUGGACCUUUAUUUACUGGUUUAGGUGCUGUUGGGUCGGCUUUUGUGGGUUCACCAUGGCUUAGUUCAUGGCCUGUGUUCAUGGGUGUGGUCUGUGGAGCUUUAGCCACUGUGGUCAACACUUUAGAGCACGGUGGCCAAGUGGGUAUGGUGUUCGAGAUGUACAGAGACUCUGCUGGCUUCUUCAGGCUCAUGGAAGAGAAUAUUGAGUCAACUUUAAGAGAGAGAAACAUGGAGAUGAGAGAGAAUGGGGAAGUGUUUGAGGCUAAAGUGGCUCUUGAACUGGGACGAAGUCUUUCGGAGCUCAGAGACCUCGCAAGUGCUACUUCUUCUUCUUCUUCUGCAAGAAAUUCAGAAGCAAAACAAGAAUUUGCUAGCAAGCUCUUCUGAUAUAUACUAUGGAGUUGUCUUCUGCAUGUCCAGAUC